UUUGGGCUUUACAAAACCGAACCCGAUAAAAUUGAAAACUUUUCUAUCUAUUAAAGUUGAUUCGGGUUGGUGUCCUAGUAGAGAGUAUCCUACCUUCUCAGACAACCAAUAAAUCAUAGGCUUUAUUAAAUACAGAAAUCUGGAGAGUGUGCCCUGCCCCGCAGUUUUUUAUUUAAUUAAGGAAAAAGAGGUAAGGUUGGCUGCGCUUUUCUUUUCUAACAUCUCUCCCACUAUUUUCACUGCUAAUCAUCAUCACAACAAAGAUACAGAGAAAGGAAAUGGGAGAACCAUCAGACCUACAACAUCAGCAAUCAUUUUUCAAGAAACACUGGGAAGGGUUUACAGAAUUUUGGGGAGAUAGAUUUUCGUUUGUUGAAAACUAUGCAAGAUUCCUCAGGCGUGAUAAACCAAUCCCUUCUUGGUCUGAUUCUGAUGUUCAAGAAUUCAUUGCUUCAGAUCAUAUUCAUGGCCCCACUCUGAGGACUGCUAGGGAAGCAGUAAACUUUGGACUUACAGGAAGUGUAAUUGGAGCAGUAUCAACAGCAGGUGUUGCCUGGAAAUAUUCAAGGAGCUUGCAUGGUGCUGGGCUGUCCUUUCUAGCUGGAGGUGUUUUUGGGUGGACAUUUGGACAUGAAGUUGGAAACCACUGGCUACAACUCUACAGGUUGGAUACCAUGGCAGCACAGGUUAAGUUCAUUGAGUGGUGGGAGAAAAAAUGUGGAGAGUAGUCUUAAGUUGGACUGUUGGUUGAACGUGGAGCUUCACCGAAGAGUCGUUCACCUUUUCAACAAUAAUAUAAAUGCUCCAUUGCAGAAAAUGUAAUGGCAAUUUGCAUAACUUGUGUUUUAUGCUAGAAUCUUGAAAAUAUCAUGGAUUUACUAUCGUUGUUCCUUGCCUAGGAUGCUAAUUGAUAAGAAUGCAGUUUGUGUGCUGUUGAUGAUAAUAAUAAGUUUCCUUGCGCUUUUUUGACA
Molecule: messenger RNA, 971 nt
Organism: Populus trichocarpa (black cottonwood)
Lineage: Eukaryota; Viridiplantae; Streptophyta; Magnoliopsida; Malpighiales; Salicaceae
Product: succinate dehydrogenase subunit 6, mitochondrial
Exons: 3
Coding region: 279-728 (149 amino acids)
Source: RefSeq, a predicted model, not a curated record